Molecule: messenger RNA, 876 nt
Organism: Coffea eugenioides
Lineage: Eukaryota; Viridiplantae; Streptophyta; Magnoliopsida; Gentianales; Rubiaceae
Product: protein unc-13 homolog
Exons: 5
Source: RefSeq, a predicted model, not a curated record
CCAUUCACAACUUAAAUCCAAUUAAUUCAGCUCAAAAUUCACAGCCAAAAAAAAAAAAAAAACCCAGUUUCCCUUCCUCACUUCGAGAAAUUUCACUCCAAUCCUAGUCAAAUCUGCUGUUUCUUCAUCGCCGGGCGGUUAAUCAAAGUCGAAAGCAAAGCAAAAGUGAAGUUACUGGUGCAGCAGUUCUCUUCAGCUCGACCAAUUCAAUUUUGAGAUGGAAGAGGAGGGUGUGGUUGGAGUUCUGCAGCGAUAUAGGCGGGACAGGAGAGUGCUGCUGAGUUUCAUUUUAUCUGGUAGCUUAAUCAAGAAGGUGGUAAUGCCCCCAGGAGCAGUUUCGUUGGAUGAUGUGGAUCUGGAUCAAGUCAGUGUUGACCAUGUUUUGAAUUGUGCCAAGAAAGGAGAAAUGCUUGACCUCUCAGAAGCUAUUAGAGAGUAUCAUGACAGUACUUUGUUCCCAAAUAUGAAUAAAGCAGGUCCUGCCGAUGAAUUCUUUUUGGUUACGGAUCCUAUUUCUUCAGGUUCACCUCCAAGAAGGGAACCUCCUCUUCUCCACAGUAUUAUGCCAUCCCCCAUUUUGCCAAGUCUAGCAACUCCAGAGACUCUUGAUUCUGCAGAAGAUGAAAAUUUGUUAAAUCUAUCAAAGUCCCAGUCUCUUAACUCCACACAAGUUCAAGAGUUGACUAUCGAUGACAUUGAUGAUUUUGAUGAUGAUGAAGAUUUGGAAGAAGUUGAUAGUCAGCGAUACUCUAGACGAGUUCUGAAUGAUGCUGCUGAUCUGGAGCUUGGAUUGCCUUCAUUUGCCACAGGUAUUAUGGAUGAUGAUCUCCGUGAAACUGCAUAUGAGAUUCUCUUGGCUUCUGCUGGAGCUUCAGG